UGCAUGUGAAAAGGAUAAAAUGUCUCACUCUUGGCGUUUGGUGAAAUUAGCCUGUUCAUCGCCACUGCUAUUGGAGAGUGUCUCGGCGAUUGGCUGUCAUCUUCCCGACAAGCCGAAAUGAUUGUCGUGCACCGGAUCCUUUGUCCCCUGAGACGGUUCGGUUCACCCCGAGUCCCAGCUGUGGAAAAAUCGACAAGACUGCCUCACAGACGUGAUGUGCACUGUCAGUCACCCCAGAUCUACACCAAGCGAUUCUGGAAGACUACUACGUCUCGUUGUAUCGCAGAAUGGCAUGUGUCCAUGAGCUCCAGCGGGCCUUCCACUAGUAAGCCUAGCAAGUCCCCCGACAAAAUUGCUCCGGCAUCUGACACCUGCACGGGAUUUAAUUAAUUUUGUAAAUGAGAACCUGGCCACCUCAUGCGGGGUCGCGCUUUCAAUUGGCGGAGGCAAAUUCUACCCAGCAACCGAACUGGAUGAAGA
Molecule: messenger RNA, 480 nt
Organism: Aspergillus welwitschiae
Lineage: Eukaryota; Fungi; Ascomycota; Eurotiomycetes; Eurotiales; Aspergillaceae
Exons: 1
Coding region: 118-390 (90 amino acids)
Source: RefSeq, a predicted model, not a curated record